Messenger RNA from Kockovaella imperatae, 1404 nucleotides. RefSeq lists its product as hypothetical. Gene Ontology annotation, cellular component: spliceosomal complex. Bases 216 to 1130 code for a protein of 304 amino acids. The record is from RefSeq and is a predicted model, not a curated record. Gene Ontology annotation, biological process: positive regulation of mRNA splicing, via spliceosome. Gene Ontology annotation, molecular function: RNA binding. NCBI's taxonomy places the organism in Eukaryota, Fungi, Basidiomycota, Tremellomycetes, Tremellales, Cuniculitremaceae. The transcript has 7 exons.
GCAACUCCUUCAGCCAGCUCCAAACCUACAUUUCGAUGGGUCGUCGACUGUCCAGAGCUCAACCGUCGUCUCAGGUCUCAUCAAUCAUGACCGAGCUCUGGGAUAAAAUGAAGAUAAAAGUCACGGUACAGAAAUAUUAUAAAAGAUGCGUCUCAGAAAGUCGAGACUAGGACCAUUACAGCUGUAUUGCACAUCAUCCUCGAUUUCCAUUCAUCAUGGAUUUCUCUUCCGCCAACGUACCCAUUUCUCGUGAAACAUGGGCUCCUCGAUCCCCGCCUCGAGGCGCACCUACUCAACCUUCCGCACCUUCAGGCAACGGACAUGCUGAUGAAUCGCGGGAUGGAGAACGAGGGGGUUACGAUAGCAGACCUUCUAGAGGCGAAGAUUAUGACGGCAGAGAUUCCAGAGACUCUAGAAGGGACUACGACAGUCGGCCUCCUCCACCUCGAGACGAUUCGUACAGGAGGGAUGAUCGUCCGUCUUACAACGGUCGAGACGCAGGAGGUCAAGGAGGACCUCGUCGACCAGUUCAUGCUCCUGCCAAGGUCGACCCCAAUCCCGUCCUUGGUGUAUUUGGUCUCUCCAUUCGAACGAGGGAACGAGACCUCGACGAUGAGUUUUCCCGAUACGGAGAGGUUGAAAAGGUCGUCAUUGUGUAUGACCAAAGGACUGACCGGUCUCGAGGAUUCGGAUUCAUUACUAUGCGAUCUACUGCUGAUGCUGAGCGAUGUGUCGACAAGCUCAAUGGGUUCAUGUUGCAUGGAAGACCCAUCCGUGUCGACUUUUCCGCCACGCAAAAGGCUCAUCAACCUACUCCUGGGCAGUACAUGGGCGAAAAGAGGCCUUUGAGGGAUGAUCGGGGUUACCGACGAUACGAUGAUCGACGAGAUGACAGACGAUAUGAUGACCGACGAGACCGAAGGUAUGACGACCGAGGUCGCGACAGAGAUUACUCGUCACGCCGAGACCACGAUGACCCCUACGGCGGUCGAAGCCGUCGUGAUGAUGACCGACGAAGAUCUCCAAGUCCGCGACGAGCAAGACACUCGCACUCUCCAGAUCGCCGCGCUCCUCCCCCUGCAAGAGAGUAUGAAGCUGCUGCGCCUGCUGGUGAUGCUUCAAGGUACUAGAAGUCAGAAAGCAAACGGUAGAGGCAAACUUCUACAGAAAAGGAAAACUUGCCAAAGCGCAACAUGUAAAGAUCGUCGUUCUCCUGCUUCCAUUCUUCAACUCCAAAACAACUAUUCUCGAGCCUCAACGCUGCAGACAAAGCCUUUUCCAGUCCUUCAACGUGUGCAUAUCAUCCAACCGACACUUUGUUACAACAAGCCUUUUCAUUCUUUGCUGCGCUCGUUCCUUCUUUCAGGGUCACCGUGAAUACGGUCUUUUACCCACAGCUGGAAG